This is a messenger RNA of Lecanosticta acicola, 699 nucleotides long. The record is from the annotation of a GenBank genome assembly. NCBI's taxonomy places the organism in Eukaryota, Fungi, Ascomycota, Dothideomycetes, Mycosphaerellales, Mycosphaerellaceae.
AUGUCCAACCAGAAAACAAGCGAUCCAGAUCAUUACCAAGAAGCCGGAGACGAGCGUGGUCUCGGCAAAGCGCAGGAUGCUGCGUUGAGCAUGGUGAGUAGCGCACUGCCUCCUCUUGGUUCUUUGAGAGCUCCAUUAUACUGAGCGAGUCACCAGAGCAAGCUCCCAGACUGGGUAGAAAACAACUACUCCAACCAAUACAUCACAACUUUUCCCCUCUCAGACGAGAUGAGUCUACCUCCACACGACCACCUCCACCUCCUCGAAGGUCACAUCGAAAACGCAGCAACAGAGGCCAUCCGGCUCGAAAACGACAACCAAGGUCGCGCACGCUGGACUCCGUGGCGCAGUCUGAGGGCGCACAAACAGAGAAACAUGAACGAUUUGAGACGCAUGCAUGUACCUCUGCAUCCGGCAUCGUUGAAGUGGGAAGACCUUGAAGAACGCUGGAUUUCGCCCCUUGAGAUGAAUCGGCAGCUGCAGGCUGCUGGUUUGUCUCCGAAUGCUCAUGUUCAGUAUCCGAAUGGACGAGUCCGGAGUGUUGAGGAGAUGCCGGCUAAGCCUCAGUGGACGCAGGAUCUCGAGACGCUCCAGGCGAGAGUGGCGGCGGAGGGGACAAGCAAGGAGGAGGGUAAGCAGCAGAGCAAGAAGAACGGUAAGAAGAAUGGCAAGAAGAAUGGCAAGAAGACUGGGAAGUGA